Molecule: messenger RNA, 2668 nt
Organism: Microstroma glucosiphilum
Lineage: Eukaryota; Fungi; Basidiomycota; Exobasidiomycetes; Microstromatales; Microstromataceae
Product: glycoside hydrolase
Exons: 1
Coding region: 332-2425 (697 amino acids)
Biological process (GO): glucan catabolic process
Cellular component (GO): extracellular region; cell surface
Molecular function (GO): glucan endo-1,6-beta-glucosidase activity
Source: RefSeq, a predicted model, not a curated record
CUCGUCACCCCCCUUCUCCAUUCCUUUCUCCUCGAGCUCACAAGGUCGGCUGUGCCACCUAGACUCAUUUCUCCCUCUUUCUCGUCCCCAUCGUCCCUACUUGUCCAACCUCGGCGCCGGUCGCCCUCCCCCACCCCCCCUCACACUCUUUACCUCCCUUGCCUGCUACGUCUAGACCUAGGGCUUCGUUGAAGCUUGAACCUGCUUGAAGCGAGUUGCCACAUUCGAAAGAUAGCCACUCCGGAAUAUCGACAGGUUCGAUCUCGGUAGUCUCGCAUCCCUUGAUCACUUUUAUCCCUCGAAGCCCUCCUUUCUCCUCUUCCUUGACACAAUGCAGAUUCUCGGACGAUCAAGUGGCGGGUUGACAGCCCUGGCCACAGGUCUUUCUCUAGCCAUUGCUAAGUACAAGCCAAGCCCACAAGUAUCGACCAACGCUACUAGCUCUUCGAGCGGCAGCUCCUACAAGGUCCACACAUCCAGCACCCUCGAUCCGGCUGUCUGGGGAGUGCCGGCUCCGCUGGUGUUGUCCAACUCUUCCUCUUCUUCCAAAGGCAAUACCUUCAAGACGACUUCCACCGUUGGACCUGGCAGCUGUCCACUCAACACCACCAGCUAUGUCUCUACGUACGGUGCCCUUCCGGACCCCACCUACGCCAAGUUCAACUCCGUCAAGGCAAAUAUCAUGAGAUACCGAGAGCAGAUGUCAGUCAACCUCGGUGGUUGGUUCUUGCAGGAGGGUUGGAUGGAGACGAGUUUCAUGGACUGUGCCAUCUAUGCAGGAACUUCAGAAUUCUCCAUUGUCUCAGGCUUCGGUACCAGUGCUGACGGCCUCAAGAGUGCACAGAAUUACAUGGAAAAGCACUGGGAUACCUGGGUCACCGAAGACGACUUUGCCUACCUCGCAUCAAGGGGUGUCAACACUGUCCGCAUCCCCAUUGGUUACUGGAGCGUCGGGUCAUACUACUGCGCCAACUCUAGUUUCUCGCCAUAUGCCGCCGUUUACGAAAACUCGUGGAAGUACGUUGGUCGAGCCAUCAAUUGGGCAGCCAAGUACGACAUCGGAGUCCUCCUCGACCUGCACGGUGCCUACGGUUCCCAGAACGGUCUCGACCACUCGGGUCAUGUCGGUGCCGUCGAUUUCUUCACCGCUGCCAACGAAGCUCUCACCACUUCGCUGCUGACCUGGUUGGCGUGGGAGCUGGCCGAUGUCACAAACAUUAUCGGCAUUGAGCUUCUCAAUGAGCCUUCUCAAGAAGACGGCCUCUGGACAUGGUACAACAACACUGCCACUGCCAUGAGGAAGGCUAGCUCCUACGCAAAGUCUCUUCCUCUGUACAUCCAGGACGCUUACAAUCUCAAUGCCGGAGUUGCGCUGGUUGCAUCCCGCAACGACUUCACCGUCGUCGAUGAUCACUCCUACUUUGUCUUCAGUUCUGCCGACAAGGCGCUCAGUGUUAAUGCGCACAUUGCUAAUAUCGAGGGGUCCUACACAAAGACAUUGUCCGCUGCCCGAACCAAGGCUCGAGGCAACCUCGUCAUCGGAGAGUGGUCCUGCUCUUUAGACUCCGGCUCCCUUACUGGCGUCAGUGACGUGACUACUGCGACAUCCGACUUCUGCCGAGCCCAACUCGCCGCCUACACCAACACUACUGCCGGCAUGCACUUCUGGUCGUACACAAUGGAGAACUGUGAUUCCAAUGCCGGAUGGUGCUUCGAGAGUGCCGUUGGCGAAUAUCUGCCAAAGUACUUCAACGUGUGGGGUCUCUCUGGUCUGGUGACCAACAGCAAGCUGCUGCUCAACUCUGCGGCUGCAAUCAAGACGGGCAACAAGAUCAAGGCGGCCAUUGCUGCCCUCAAGGUGCCUGGCACCAGCGACUCUGCCGCCUCUACUGCUCCCACUGCCUUGGUCAAGACUAUGACUCUCUCUACCAGGGACGUCGUGUCUUCUGACGAGGUUUCCAGUUAUGGCAUGGCUCCCCUUCUCGCUGCCGAAGACGAUGCUGAGGACCAUGAGACCGUCGAGGAGAUGCGCCUUUCCCUGCGCGACUACCUCGACGACGAAGACAACGAGGACCUCUACGUCGAGCCUGUCGUGCACCGCCGAGGUCUCGGUUCCGUCUCUGGUCACGCAGCCCACCAGGCCCAAGCGGAGCGUCGAGCCCUGACUGCUGCUGCCCUCGCCCGCCAGGUAGGCUACUCGGACGGCUACCUCACCGCCACGUACUUUGCCUCUGCCUUUUCCACCACGACUCCCGUGAGCAAGCUGGGAUUCCAGACGCAAUACAUUGUCGACUCGUGGGCUAAGCGAAUGGCCAACUCGCCCACCAAGUACCUCGCGGCCAACUAUGGCCUCUACAGUGCCAACUUCAAGCUGGGUCAGGCCGCGGCUGAGGCAGCCAUCCUCAAGAUCAUCAAUGCUGCCUGAAUGGUGGGCGUGGAAGGUAGUCAGGCUUUCCAGACUUGUGUACGAGGAAUUGUAAGAGUUAUACCCCACCUCUUGAGAGUCGAGUCGAUGCGAGUCCAGAGGCCUCCAAGUCUUCGUAAUCUGGAAGUGCAGUGUGUGUGCAUGGCAUCGCAUCGAAGCUGUCAGCAGACGACUUCAUCCACCCUCUUUUUCCUCCUAGUCCUUCAUUGUAAAAUCAUCAACGUAGCAGGUUCUCUUCCUUCU